AUGGCCUCGACAGUUCUUCCAGAUCCUCUUGACUCUCAUCGUCCUCCACAAGCAGAGCUAGAUUAUGCUUCCCUCGAGCACGAUACAACCCAACUUCAGCAGAACCAUGCUCCGGAACAGACCUCCCCAAGUGAACCUCAUUAUCCAAGAUCCCAGACCGAAUCCUCAGAAGCCACAGCCUUUUCUCCUGUCAAUUCACAGGUUGUCUUACCAAAAUACGACGCGCCACGCGAUCACUCCUCCUCAAAAUCAGCGUCUAUCACGGCCCUCGAGAAGCAUCCAAUGCCUUCAACAAUGAUGCCGGAAAAGAAGUACGACCGUUUUCUGCGUAACCUACGAUGGACGGUUUUGUCGGUCUACCGACGGCUCAACAUCCUCGUCCUUGCCGCAAACAUUGCAGCCAUGAUAGGCCUGGCUACACAGCAUAAGCUGGUCAACAUGUCACCCCAGAAGGCUGCGACUGCCGUGUCCAUCAACAUCCUCGUGGGAGUUUUGGUCCGACAAGAGCUGGUUAUCAACGCUCUUUUCUGGUCGUUCGGCAAAUGUCCUCGAUGGUUUCCAUUACGAAUUCGCCGCAUGGCAGCCAAAAUAUAUCAUCUAGGAGGUGUGCACAGUGGGGCCGGAAUGUCGGCCACUCUCUGGUUUGGCUUCUUCAACGCUGCUAUUGUCAGAGUCUAUCGACAGAAAAUAGUUCAUGCACAUCAGACUGCGAUACCGGCCAUCACCGUGGUCCUCAACAUACUCCUCAUAUCCAUCCUCGUCACAGCUCAUCCAGGCGUUCGAGCAAGAAUCCACAAUUUAUUCGAGGUCAUUCAUCGCUUCGCAGGAUGGACUUCGAUAAUCUUAAUCUGGGUGCUCUUUGGGCUUCUGUCAGAUGCGGCAGUUCAGGACACAGACGCCAACCUCACCAUAGCAGAGGCAAUUGCAUACAGUCCGGUCUUCUGGACACUCAUGGUCACCACAAUCUCCAUCGCACUGCCCUGGAUAUGGCUGCGAAAGGUUGCUGUGCAUGCGGAGCCUCUGUCGGACCAUGCGAUCCGUCUGCAUUUCACCUACACGAACCUUCCACUGUGUGCAGCACCACGACUUUCGGACAGUCCGCUUCUGGAAUGGCACGCAUUUGCAGGUAUCCCAGCAGAGGAUGGCCACGGCUUCUCUGUGCUUGUAUCAAAGGCAGGUGACUGGACGUCGCGUCUCAUCAGAUCACCACCAACCAAACUCUGGGUUCGCGGCAUUCCAACCAUGGGAGUUCUACACGUUGCUCCUAUUUUCAAGAGAGUGAUUCUUGUCGCCACAGGUUCAGGCAUCGGUCCAGUCUUGUCCCUGCUAGCAAGCAGAAACAUAGACUGUCGCAUAUUGUGGUCAACUCCAGAUCCAGAACGCACCUACAAGUCAUUAGUCCUUGAGGCUGUCCGUAGGGCUGACCAAGAGGCCAUCAUUAUCAACACUACCGUCACUGGACGCCCAGAUCUGGUCAGAUACACUUAUGAUCUGUACGUGUCAUCGGGUGCAGAAGCUUGCUUUAUCAUCUCCAAUCCGAAAGUCACAAGGCGAGUGGUCUACGCGUUGGAGUCGCGCGGCGUUCCAAUAUUCGCGCCAAUUUUCGACUCUUGA
This is a messenger RNA of Exophiala xenobiotica, 1614 nucleotides long. RefSeq lists its product as uncharacterized. Lineage: Eukaryota; Fungi; Ascomycota; Eurotiomycetes; Chaetothyriales; Herpotrichiellaceae. The record is from RefSeq and is a predicted model, not a curated record. Bases 1 to 1614 code for a protein of 537 amino acids. The transcript has a single exon.